Penaeus chinensis is the source of this 918-nucleotide messenger RNA. RefSeq lists its product as uncharacterized. The transcript has 4 exons. NCBI's taxonomy places the organism in Eukaryota, Metazoa, Arthropoda, Malacostraca, Decapoda, Penaeidae. Bases 94 to 459 code for a protein of 121 amino acids. The record is from RefSeq and is a predicted model, not a curated record.
GUUCACCGUUAAUGCUCCCCGCGCGGCACCUGCUGCAGUGACGACGGACAGGCGGUGAGGUUUCGGUCUCAGUCCUCGGAGAACUUCGCAGAGAUGACCACCAAGGAGGUUAUAUUCGUGUCCCUGGCACUCCAGGUCUUCCUCAUCCUGUCCUCUGAGGCUUUUAGUGACAUUGAUAAGCUCCAACUGAUGGAGGCCAAGAUGCAUUCCAAAGGGCCUCUAUGCAACAUACCAUUGUCACCGGAGACCUUCGAGGAAUUGAACAACGGGCCCUUUCCAGGGGACAAAGAAGGAGAUUUGUUUCGCGAGGUCCCUUACAAGUCCUGGUAUUGCUUCGGACUCUGCGACUGCAUCCACCGCUUCUGCGACAACGAAGGCAAGGGCCAGCCGCGGUGUGACUGGUGCGCGGCCAACUGCUAUGAGGAAGUCAUAACCGCAGAUCCCGAUUAUGAUUACUAAGACAACGCGAAAGAAAAAGACGGAGACAGGAAAAAUGAGAUGAAGAUGACGGAGAAGGAUAGAUGAAAGGAGAAAAGUUAUGGUGAACUGAAUCAAGUUGACCUGAAUCAUGUCAAGUUUGAUAAAUUUAAAUAUAGCUGCUUGUUGAAAUUGAUCAAUAUGCGAAUAAGCAAGAGAUAUAUAUCGGUGAAUUUCUAUGUACUUAUGCUCAAGUAGGAUGAUGAUGACAUACAUUAUGCAUGAAGAUAAACCAAUAUGCAAAUUACAUAUACUGGCUAACAGAAAAUAGAACAUAUAUUUACCAUUCAGUACUGUAUAUCCAUUCUUAACCAAUGUAUUAGUGAUUUAAAAUUCUCAUCUUACUGAUUCCUAUUCUAUCAAAAUCAUACAUUACUUGAUCUUGAAGAACAUUUACAGAUUAUCUCAGAAUUUUUGAAUAAAGGAAAGUGACAGACCUAA